AUGCGUGGGGAUACUUGUCAUGUAAGCGCCGGUCAAAGCGGAAGCUCGGUUCCCGGCCGUGGUAAUGCACGCGGGAAAGAACAGCUCCCACUGCGUCUUACCCAGCAGUCUCUCAUUAUCCUAAUCCAGCAUCAUUGUGUCUCGCAUUCCAGUCCGUCUAACAAUGAGACAGACGAAGAUUUUUUCGAGAUAAAUAUCGACGAAAUUCUUGCGCGACUCCGCUUUGGAAUGUAUAUUGACAUUGCGCGGCGAUGGGGCGGCGACGAAGCGGCGGCUGUCGUUCGACUGCUACUAUACCAUGGCCAGAUACGCGUAGGAGCUAUUAUGGAUGCGCUGCUUGGGCGCCCCACAAACGAACCACUCAACCUUCCCAGUGAUCUCAUUUUGCAACCACUACAGAAGCCGAAGCAGGCCGAAGUGCAUUUGCGAAAAUUGUUGGUUCGUAUGCUAGGAGAGCUACUUGUAAACCCGUCUACCCCAACACAGCAUAUUUCUCGACUGGACCGACAAUUGACGCACGAAACCACGCUCCGCAAGUCUUACAAGGGAAUCCCCACCGCCAAGUCCCUCAAGGAAAUCAAGCAGCGCGCCGCUGCAAUGAUUGAUGAAGAGGACCAACGUGAUUCGAAAUCUGGCACUAACGGAAGCCUUUGUGUGGGUCUGAAGCGCAAAGCGCAGGCAAACUCGGCGCGCGACAAGCGCAAUCGGCGCGCGGCUGACAACGACGUGGCAGCGAACAAAGCCGUGCCGAAUGGAGACGCUACGGCAGGCGUCGCCAUAGAUGGAGUCGUUUGGCUUCGGGUGAACUACGAUUGGUUUAAUGUGCAAAUGCGAAACGAAGUGCUUGUACGGACCGUUGCGCAAAAAUACAAUCAUGUGGCAGGCGAAGUGUUUCGCAGCAUGCUUCAAUGCGACCGUGCGGCACCAACCCGUUGCGAAACGGACGAGCGUUCUUUACCCAUCUCUCUUACAUCAUUGGCACUUGCCAUACCGCAGGAUGUACGGAUCCAGCGCGGCUUGGACAAGCGCUCCAUCGUGGGAGAGGAGUCGGCCCAAAGUGAGCACACACCUACCAAAGCCGAACUUUUGGCCGAAUACGUUGCGAUCCUGACAAGCCACGACAAUAUUUCGUCCUCCGUGUGCAUGAAUCGCUUCCUGGCACCGCAUGGAUCUAUUACUACCACGAGCGCAGGUGGGAGCACCAAUGUUCCAACCUCGUUCACAAUCGAGUACAUCAACAUUCUCCGCUUCCUUCAGUACCAGAUGAUACGCGACGUCGUUGUACAGCGAUUUGGUAAUAUUGCUGGACGUAUCUUUACGAUUUUGGUCGAGAAAGGCAAGCUCGAAGAGAAACAUAUUUCAAAACUGGGGCUUAUUUCGAUGGGCGAGACACGCGAUAUCUGUGGCCGUCUCUUUGCCGCCUCACUUCUCAGCUUACAAGAGGUCCCAAAAAGCAAUGAACGCAAUCCACAACGGACUUUUUUCCUUUGGUUUGUCGACCUACCGAAAUGCAGUGCAUGGCUACUGGACCACUACUACCAAACGCUUUUGCAGGUAAGCCGCAGGCGCGUAUAUGAGCAGCGUCUUAAAUCUGCAUUAAUCCGCAAGGCUGAGCGUUCCGAUGUGAAGGAAGAUGCCGAUGGGCUUCUCGCGGAAUGGGAGCGCAACAGCCUCGCAGCGUUGCGCAAGGUCCAAGAGGCACUCACCGUUGUGGAGUCACGUGUCAUUCUCUGUGCAUUUGUGCAGCGUCACUUUGCUGCGCAGGCAACUUCCACAUGGUAG
Molecule: messenger RNA, 1782 nt
Organism: Malassezia vespertilionis
Lineage: Eukaryota; Fungi; Basidiomycota; Malasseziomycetes; Malasseziales; Malasseziaceae
Gene: RPC82
Product: RNA polymerase III subunit C82
Exons: 2
Coding region: 1-1782 (593 amino acids)
Biological process (GO): DNA-templated transcription
Cellular component (GO): RNA polymerase III complex
Molecular function (GO): single-stranded DNA binding
Source: RefSeq, a predicted model, not a curated record